AUGACGAAAAGCACAGUCAAAGAAAGUUUUAUGUAUUCGACUCUACCUCACAGUGAAUUGCAGUCUCAUACACUAAAGUGUGAACGGGCUGCGCCGAACAACAGUCUGGCCUCUUCAAGGCUCGGUGUGCUUUGCAUACGCGUAGGUGGAUGGUGGGAACGUUCAAGCCUCAUAGAGGCGUUUAUUUGA
Molecule: messenger RNA, 189 nt
Organism: Plasmopara halstedii
Lineage: Eukaryota; Oomycota; Peronosporomycetes; Peronosporales; Peronosporaceae
Exons: 3
Coding region: 1-189 (62 amino acids)
Source: RefSeq, a predicted model, not a curated record